CGCUGCUGAAGGACGAGUGGAAGUGCUUCACUACGGGGAGUGGGGAACGAUCUGUAACGACGGGUGGGGAGACGAGGAUGCCCAGGUGGUGUGCCGUCAGCUGGGCUACCGUUACGCGUGGCCUGUCUCCUCCCAGCACUCCUUCGGGCGGGGUGGAGGAGACAUCUGGAUGGACCAGGUGGCCUGUACCGGGACCGAGUCCAGACUGACCGACUGUCCACACAACGGCUGGGGGUAUCACGACUGCGCGAUCGGCGAGGACGCUGGCGUUUCUUGUUAUGACCUGUGGCCACGCUGUGAUUUCCAGCAUGGAGCUGCUAGAUGUGGCUUCACACAAGACACGACAGACGACACCAACUGGGUCUGGGGGAGUCAGCACACCCCCACCAGUAACACUGGGCCGCCCCAUGACAACACGUUUCGCAACAGCACAGGGAAGUACAUGUACGUUGAGGCCAGUGGAGGUGCCCCAGGUGACACUGCUCGGCUCAUCAGCGCACCGCUAAACACGGAGAACAACAUCUGUCUGAACUUUAACUACCACAUGUACGGCACACAAGUCGGCACCCUCAACGUCUACGUGAAACAGCGCGGGAGCAGCAGCCUUGGAGAGGUCAUUUUCAGCAGGUCAGACUUCCAGGGGGACCAAUGGAAGUUCAGCGAGUUGGCACUGCCGAAACGGGAAGGAUUCGCGCAGAUUGUUUUUGAGACCGUUCGUGGCAGCGGCGCUUACGGCGACAUUGCCAUCGAUGAUGUCGGAAUAAUAACGGAUGCCUGCGUUCGCCUUACCGGCGGAAACACCUCUGCCGAAGGAAGGGUGGAAGUGCUUCACUACGGGGAGUGGGGAACGGUCUGUAACGACCGGUGGGGAGACGAGGACGCGCAGGUGGUGUGCCGUCAGCUGGGCUACCGUUACGCCCGGCCUGUGUCCUCCCAGCGCUCCUUCGGGCGGGGCGGCGGCCACAUCUGGAUGGACCAGGUGGCCUGUACCGGGAACGAGUCCAGACUGGCCGACUGUCCACACAACGGCUGGGGCGAUCACGACUGUGCGCACGACGAGGACGCGAGUGUUUCCUGUUAUGAUUUUACAGGCUGCGAUGAGUACCGUGCCUCAGGACGGACAGCAAGUGGCGUGUACACCAUGUUUUUCUACCCUGACCGGAUCGGAACCUACUGUGACAUGGACACUGCAGGAGGCGGCUGGACUGUGAUCCAGCGGCGGCAGGACGGGUCGGUUCCCUUCAACCGGACCUGGGAGGAGUACAAACUGGGCUUUGGAGAUAAAAAGGGGGAGUUUUGGCUUGGGAACGAGGUCAUCCACCUCCUGACAAACUUUAAAAACCACCAGUUAAGAAUUGACAUGGAAGAUUGGGGAGGGAACAAACGUUUCGCCCUUUAUAGCACUUUCAGGGUGUCCGGUGAGGCGGACGGGUACCGCCUGCACAUUUCCGGGUAUUCAGGCACCGCGGGAGACUCCAUGACUGGAUCACACUCCCUCAACGGGCGGAGGUUCUCCACUGUGGACAGGGACAAUGAUGCAUGGAGUAGCCAUUGUUCUCGGACGCGCGGACAGGCCGGCUGGUGGUUUAACAGCUGCACCCACUCCGUUCUCAACGGGCGUUACCUGGGCAACUGCGUGAGCCCCUGUUCAGCCUGGCAAGGUGUGGUGUGGAACCACUGGAAAGGCGAAGGCUACUCCCUUAAAUCUGUGUCUAUGAAAAUCAGACCAAUUGUCUUUGAGACCGUUCGAGGCAGCGGCGCUUACGGCGACAUUGCCAUCGAUGAUGUCGGAAUAUUAACGGAUGCCUGCGUACGUCUUACCGGCGGGAACAACACAGCCGAAGGAAGGGUGGAAGUACUUCACUACGGGGAGUGGGGAACGAUCUGUAACGACCGGUGGGGAGACGAGGAUGCGCAGGUGGUGUGCCGUCAGCUGGGCUACCGUUACGCCCGGCCUGUCUCCUCCCAGCGCUCCUUCGGACGGGGCGGCGGGCACAUCUGGAUGGACCAGGUGGCCUGUAUCGGGAACGAGUCCAGACUGGCCGACUGUCCGCACAACGGCUGGGGCGAUCACGACUGUGCGCACGACGAGGACGCCAGUGUCUCCUGUUAUGAUUUUACAGGCUGCGAGGAGUACCGUGCCUCAGGACGGACAGCAAGUGGCGUGUACACCAUGUUUUUCUACCCUGACCGGAUCGGAACCUACUGUGACAUGGACACUGCAGGAGGCGGUUGGACCGUGAUCCAGCGGCGGCAGGACGGGUCGGUUCCCUUCAACCGGAACUGGGAGGAGUACAAACUGGGCUUUGGCGACAAAAAGGGGGAGUUUUGGCUUGGAAACGAAAACAUUCACCUCCUGACAAACUUUAAAAACCACGAAUUAAGAAUUGACAUGGAGGAUUGGCAAGGCAACAAACGUUUCGCAUUGUAUAGCACUUUCAGGGUGUCCGGUGAGGCGGACGGGUACCGGCUGCACAUUUCUGGUUAUUCUGGUAACGCGGGAGACUCCAUGGCUGGCGCCCUCUCCAACAACGGGCAGAGGUUCUCCACUGUGGACAGGGACAAUGAUGCCUAUACUAGUGGCCAUUGUUCUCAGCGGUGGGGACAGGGCGGCUGGUGGUUUGCGGCCUGCAGCUACUCCUACCUCAACGGGCGUUACCUGGGAAACUGUGGGAACUCCUGUACAUCCUGGCAAGGUGUGGUGUGGUACCACUGGAGAGGCGCUGGUUACUCCCUGACGUCUGUGUCUAUGAAAAUAAGGCCAUAACCAGAGCA
Messenger RNA from Branchiostoma floridae (Florida lancelet), 2775 nucleotides. Its product is annotated as deleted in malignant brain tumors 1 protein-like. The coding region runs from base 170 to 2767 and encodes 865 amino acids. The transcript is spliced from 13 exons. Lineage: Eukaryota; Metazoa; Chordata; Leptocardii; Amphioxiformes; Branchiostomatidae. Gene Ontology annotation, cellular component: membrane. The record is from RefSeq and is a predicted model, not a curated record.